AUGAUUCGAGCGGCAGAGACAUGCGCCUGCCCUCUUCAAACGUAUGGACCAUCCAUGGCCGCUUCUUGUGGUAGUCAGUUUAUCAUAUUCAUGGGUAUAUUGGAGUCAUUUAUGAACGGCCGCUGUGACUUGGUGGACCCAUGUAAUCGCGUUCGAGAUAAGGAGGUGUAUGAAGACAGUUACGACUUUAUCGUCGUGGGUGGUGGAACAGCUGGUUCUAUAGUGGCUGGGAGAUUAUCGGAGAAUCCACAGUGGAAGGUACUACUAAUUGAGGCCGGUGGUCACGAGCCAACGCAGUCUGCAGUGCCAGCUUGGAUAACUGCGUACUGGGGCCAAAAUGAAACUGACUGGAAUUAUGUAACGGAGAGACAGGAAAAGGCUUGUCUAGCUAACGGAGGCCGCUGCACUUGGCAUAGAGGGAAAAUGUUGGGUGGGUCUUCCGCGAUCAAUGGGAUGAUGUACAUGCGAGGACACGCAGCGGACUAUGACGGGUGGGCGGUGAACGGCGCGACCGGUUGGUCGUGGUUCGAGGUGAUGCCGUACUUCCUCAAGAGUGAGGAUAACAAGGAGAUUGGGAGAGGAGUGUCUGGACAAUACCAUAAUACUGGCGGGCCGCUGCCGGUGCAAAGAUUCCGGUACGCGCCUCGCUUCGCCCAUGACGUGGUUUCCGCGGCCAUUGAGUUGGGCUACACCCCGACCAGUGAUCUCAACGGCGAGACCAACACCGGUUUUACCAUCGCUCAAGCACUUAAUGAUGGCGGUACGAGAUACAGCACAGCACGCGCCUACCUUCGACCAGCGUCUCACCGCGAGAAUUUCGACGUCCUGCUUAACUCUCUCGUCUCUCGCGUGAUAAUAGAUCCCACAACCAAAAGGGUUACAGGUGUAGAGUAUAUUAAAAAUGGAGAAGUGAAAACAGUUGGAGUCAUAAAAGAGGUUCGAGUUGGACCGAAAGAAACCCUGGACAAGUUCAACAUUCCCGUUAUCAAGGAAUUGCCGGGAGUGGGUCAAAACUUACACAAUCACGUGGGGGUGACAUUACAGUUCACUUUGACCAAAGAACCGGAUGUUCCCGAAUUGAAUUGGGAGAGCGCUAUGGAGUAUAUGCUGGAGAGAAAGGGUCCGCUUUCAGCAUCUGGAAUGUCUCAGUUGACGGGAAUGAUAAAUUCUCGACUGGCGCCAUCUGGUGGCCGACACCCUGACAUCCAGUAUUUCUUUGGUGGGUAUUACGCGGCGUGUGGAGAUGGAUCGCUAGGACCGGAUAAUUUGGAAGAAGCUGGCAAGAGGAAAGUGAGCAUCUCAGCCAUCGCCCUUCAGCCUCGCAGUCGUGGUUACCUCACACUACGCUCCAUAGACCCCACAGAGCCCCCAAUCAUGCAGCCCAAUUACUUCUUCAACGAGCACGAACUCGAAGUUUUGGUGGAAGCUGCGAGAACGGCUUAUCGUUUGACUAAUACCACGAUCCUCCGCGAAAAAUACGGAAUGCAGCCAACCGAAAAUUACGGAAGCCAAUGUCCUGGUGGCGGUUUGAAUCCCACGGACGAUUUCUUUAGAUGCCUCGCACAACAGCACACUGCCCCAGAAAACCAUCAAAUUGGUACUUGCAAGAUGGGGGCAAGUGACGACCCUAUGGCUGUAGUUGACCCGAAAUUAAACGUGUAUGGUAUCGAAGGUCUUCGAGUAGUCGACGCGUCAAUAAUGCCCACCGUACCAUCAGCCAAUACAGCAGCACCCGUUAUAAUGAUAGCAGAACGAGGGGCCGAAUUCGUCCUCACCAGACACCAGAGGUUCAAAAACAGAUUCGGCGCUAAUCAGCCCUCGAAAGGAGGUGCAAUUAGCCAUGAUGAUAGGUGGACAAAUUACGAUAACAAGAAAGAUCAGAAGUGGGAUGACAGGACCUGGGCUUUCAAUAAGAACUGGCAUAACCAAAACGUACCACAAGAUUGGCAUAGACGGAAUCGAGUUUAUCACGCAGGACAUUCGACUAGAUAA
Messenger RNA from Leptosia nina, 1992 nucleotides. NCBI's taxonomy places the organism in Eukaryota, Metazoa, Arthropoda, Insecta, Lepidoptera, Pieridae. The record is from the annotation of a GenBank genome assembly.